UGCAAUUUGAAUGUGCAGUGUAGAAACCUGAACCAGAUAAGACAGUUCAGCUGAUGCACAGGCAUUAAUGUUGAUGUUCAUGCACCCUUCCAGCCUCUUCUUUUACAGCUGCCUAAGAAGUACUGUGUCCUAAAAUAGCUGUUCUGGAGGCACAGAGCACUGUUCAGUUUAAAGUCAGCAGUUGUCCUUUUUGGUAUAUUAGCUGUCCUGUCACCAGGUACAAUCGUUCUGGGGUAUUUUUAGGGAGAGAAUCCUUCCCAGGGAAGAUCGGGAUGGCACAGGCGCGUAUCUCAGCCGGGCUGCCCCCGGAUAUAGAUCCCACGAAAGCGCCUGUUGCGUUUGGGGAGAGGGCCCUUCCCAAGCUGAACGAGGAGUUACAAUCCCCUGAGCUGCUGACGCGGCAGCGGGCGCUGAUGGCCCUCUGCGAUCUGGUCCAUGACCCAGAAAAUGUCUACCAGGCAAUACACUUAGGAUUCUUGGAUAACCUAAAGACUUUGCUGCUAGAUCAUGACAGUACUGUCCGGCAAAAAUCGACAGAAGUCCUCUGUAUAAUGGCCAUGCAUAAUGUUGGUAGGCACGGGUUUAUAAAAGAUGGUGUAAUUUCUGCCCUGGCUCAGCUAUUGGAUGAUCCAGUAGAUAUCUGUCGGAAGAACACACAUCAAACUUUUGAAAUGAUGGCAAAAUUACCUGAAGGGGCUGUAGGCAUACUGCAUGCUGGCUUGAUUCCCUCGCUUGUAUUCAAACUGAAGACCGAGUUGGAUGAAAUCCAGGAGCUAAUCCUAGACACGCUCGCCAACUGCGUGUGUGCAGAUGCUUCUGAAGCUCUAGCAAGUGGUGCCGUUACCAUCCUGAAGCAAAAGCUUAUGCAUUCAUCAGUGGCCAUCAGAAGCAAAGCAGCUUGGGUCCUGUUAGGAAUCAGUACCCAUCCAGAGGGAAAAAACACGGUAUGUGAAGAAGACGUUAUUCCUGCGCUGGUGAACCUGUUAGAAGAUCCAGAGCCUGAAGUCCAAGCCAGUGCAGCAGGAGCACUGAUGCUUGCUACCGUUAUACCUCAGGGGAAAUUCUCAGCUCUAGGUGCUGAAGCCAUUCCACCUUUGCUGAAGUUGGUUGCUGAGGAAACCAGCAAAGCCCGCCUGAGCGCGAUCAAAGCCCUCACCAUGCUGGCUGAGUUACCCGAGGGCCGCAAGACACUCCUCGCUCAUACAGAUACGUUUCAGCAGUGUCUGAACGACCCCUGUGAGGCAGUGAAAAGAGCUGCCGAAAUUGCCAUCCGUGUCAUCAAGUGGAAACCUUUCUGAAGACAUGAUGUUUCACAGAGAUCUAUUGCCCUCUGUUGAUAUCUUGCUGUAAGAGAUGCACUAUUAUAUGAGAUCUUCAAAAACAAAACUCUUCCUCAGUUACUCUUCCUCAGCUCCUCCUGAUAUGUCAUUUAUCAACAGUUUUAUAUCUACGACAGGCCACAAGUAGAACAAUGUGGGGAAGAAAGUUAGGGAAUCUACAGUUCUCCACUAGAAAUUAUAUCCUGAGAUAUCCAGAUCUUCCUGUGAUACAAGAAAGCGAUCCUUUUUGUUUUCUGCAUAAUGGUCUCUCCCUUUUUUUUCAUUAUUUUAGCCUAUCAAACAUUAAUCAAUAACUAAUUAUAUGAAAAAAGAAAGGUUCAUAAUUAACUUCUCCAGCAGUCUUGUCUAUGCUAGGAAAUUGAUCUAGCUACCAGCAGGAGAAUUUGUAGGAGUUUUGCUGCAAACAGGUGUUGAACAUGGGAUUAAAAACCAUUUUCAGCAUCCUCACAGGAAGAGCAAUGGAAUGGCAGUGUCACAGAAGGCCUCUCUCUAGAGAAGUAUAAGGCCUUUCCAGCCCAAACUAUAACCAAAUACUUCUCAGUACAGUUCUACCAAAUUCUGUUGCUGACAACACUUGCCAGCAGCAACUCAUUUUUCCUAGUACAGGCUGAGUUUAAAGGCAGGACUGUGAUAUGCAUGCAGGAUGGGGAAAGAGCAAAAUCAAGCUAACACAUCAGAAUAUGAAAGUUGCACUGAGUCAGUAGUUUUCUUUCGAUCUGUGGUGCCAUAUGUGUGCAUCAGAAGACAGUGUAAAACUCCUUUUAGAGAUGAAUAUAUUAUAGUUUGCCCUGAGGAAAAUAGUUGCCUAGUCUCUGACCAUCAGUGGUAAGCGCUUGCUUUUAAGGUGAGAGUUUAUGUUC
This is a messenger RNA of Struthio camelus australis, 2200 nucleotides long. It is a transcript of the gene RSPH14, whose product is annotated as radial spoke head 14 homolog. Gene Ontology annotation, biological process: vesicle-mediated transport; intracellular protein transport. Gene Ontology annotation, cellular component: membrane coat. Gene Ontology annotation, molecular function: protein binding. NCBI's taxonomy places the organism in Eukaryota, Metazoa, Chordata, Aves, Struthioniformes, Struthionidae. The record is from RefSeq and is a predicted model, not a curated record.